CAAUCGUAUAACCAUAGAAUCAUUAGAAUUCCGAUAGUACGCGCCUCAAAAGGGAACGGACCGCGCAGGUGCCCGUUGUAUCAUACCGUCUAUUGGCGGUUGCUCAUGUUUGCACUCUUCAUUGGCAUUUAAUUCAAUACUAAUAACAUAAUGAAUUAUUAUUGUUGGACGUGGUUCGGAGGAGUGUGCAAAAAAACCUUACGGCGCCCGAAGGUCAACCGUACGAGUAUUUUGUGGUGGUCGAGUAUUUCAUUAGUUAUCGUAUCAUAUUAGUAAAAAAAAAUAUUACAUAAAUUAUUAUUGAUGUUUAUGUAACGCUUUCAUCAACUCGGAGAUUACGACUUCUAGCGUAUUAGAUUUUAUAUAAUUUGUUCAUUCCAUUGGAAGCUAAUUUUAAUUUCAUUAUAUUAUUGAAUUGUUCAUAAUUAUAAAAAUUUAAAUCAAAGUAAAAAUGAGUCUCGCAGAUAUUGUUGGCAAAUGUGCUGCCAUUGCAACUAUUGGAACAUUUUUUGCUCCUGUUCUUAUUUGUAGAGACAUUAUAAAAAAUAAAAGCACAAAGAAUAUUGAUCCUACACCAUUUGUUGGAGGUAUGGCUAUGUCCAUACUUAUGAUCAAAAAUGGACUGCUUAUGAAUGACCCUAACAUUAUACCAGUUAAUAUUUUUGGAUUUGUUUUAAACUUGAUUUAUUUUUUGGUAUUUUUUUAUUAUACACCUAAUUCGAGUCCAUUGAUUUCAAUGGUUACAAAAGCUACACUGUUCACUGGUGUGUUGUGGGGAUAUUCAGCAAUUGAAGAUGAAAAAUUAAUUGAACACCGUUUUGGUAUUAUUCUUACUGCACUUAUGUUUGCACUUAUUGGAUCCCCUUUAUUUUCUUUGAAAAAUAUCAUUAAAAAUAAAGAUGCUUCAAUGUUACCUUUUCCAAUGAUUUCUUCUGGUGCUUUUGUUGCAUUCCUAUGGUUAAUAUAUGGACUAUUGAUAGACAAUGUUUUUAUGAAGAUUCAGAACAUUGUAGUCGUUAUAUUGUGUUUGAUACAAUUAGGAUUAAUAUUCAAAUAUCCUAAACCUGAUAGCAAGAAGAGUAAUUAAUUGAUAUAGCUGUUAUACAUACCUUUUUUGUAGCUGCACUAGCAUUUAUUUAUGUAUACUGUGAUUUUCUUGUAAGUCCUUUCAUAUAUUAUUAAGUUUAAUCAUAUAUACUUACAUUGCCAUUGUAUUGUUAUUGAUAUUAAAUAUUGUAAUUUUUUAUAUACCAUGAAAUGGUAUCAAAACUACAUAACCAAAAAUCAAAAUCAUUCCAAUAGAUUAUUAAAAUUAUUC
This is a messenger RNA of Sipha flava (yellow sugarcane aphid), 1318 nucleotides long. RefSeq names its product sugar transporter SWEET1-like. Gene Ontology annotation, cellular component: membrane. The transcript is spliced from 7 exons. The coding region runs from base 452 to 1087 and encodes 211 amino acids. Gene Ontology annotation, biological process: carbohydrate transport. The record is from RefSeq and is a predicted model, not a curated record. Gene Ontology annotation, molecular function: sugar transmembrane transporter activity. NCBI's taxonomy places the organism in Eukaryota, Metazoa, Arthropoda, Insecta, Hemiptera, Aphididae.